AUGCGCGCCACUACUAUUCUGACUGCCCUCUUCGCCGUUGCCGUCAACGCUGCCGCCCUGCCUGAUGAUUCUGAGGCUGCCGAUGUGCAUGUUGAUGUUGAUGCUCACGUUGGUACUAUCUCUACCGCUCUAGAGAAGCGCGGCAACUGCGACCACGGCUACUUUGACUGUGUCACAAGUCAGCAAAUAUUCUGCAACUUUCUCGGCAUUUGCGGUAGCGGUGUCCCUGCUAUCGCCUGCACACAGCAGUGCAUCCAGAGAAUCAAUGAAGACUGCCGUCGUUGGUGCAACUAA
Fusarium pseudograminearum CS3096 is the source of this 294-nucleotide messenger RNA. RefSeq lists its product as uncharacterized. The transcript has 2 exons. NCBI's taxonomy places the organism in Eukaryota, Fungi, Ascomycota, Sordariomycetes, Hypocreales, Nectriaceae. The record is from RefSeq and is a predicted model, not a curated record. The coding region runs from base 1 to 294 and encodes 97 amino acids.